Molecule: messenger RNA, 1647 nt
Organism: Echinops telfairi (small Madagascar hedgehog)
Lineage: Eukaryota; Metazoa; Chordata; Mammalia; Afrosoricida; Tenrecidae
Gene: ZBTB49
Product: zinc finger and BTB domain containing 49
Exons: 8
Coding region: 1-1647 (548 amino acids)
Biological process (GO): regulation of transcription by RNA polymerase II
Cellular component (GO): nucleus
Molecular function (GO): protein binding; RNA polymerase II cis-regulatory region sequence-specific DNA binding; DNA-binding transcription factor activity, RNA polymerase II-specific
Source: RefSeq, a predicted model, not a curated record
AUGGACCCCGUGGCCGCUCACAGCUGCCACCUGCUCCAGCAGCUGCAGGAGCAGCGGGUGCAGGGCCUGCUCUGCGACUGCAUGCUGGUGGUCCGAGGGGUCUGCUUCAAAGCACACAAGAACGUGCUCGCGGCCUUCAGCCAGUACUUCAGGAGCCUCUUUCAGAACGCCUCGGGCCAGAGGAGCGACGUCUUCCACCUGGAUCUCAAGAACGUCAGCGGCAUCGGGCAGAUCCUGGACUUCAUGUACACCUCUCGGCUGGACCUCAGCCGGGACAACGUGCACGUCAUGGUGGACGUCGCCCGGUGCUUGCAGGUGCAGAACGUUCUGAGUCUGUGCCAGAUGUUUUUAAAGUCGGCCUCGCCUGUGGCCGAGGAGCCGGCCCCCGGCCUGCCCUGCAGGGGUGCGACCUCCCUGCCGAGUGCGCCGACUCCAGAAGCUCCCUGUGUUCCCAGCGAGAGCUUCCCCCCUCACCUGCUGCAGGAGGGCCCGCGUGAUGUGCAGCCCCGCAAGUCCCCCAACACGCCCCAUAAUGCUGAGGGGGGUGCCCCAAAACAGGCCCUGGGCUCCCUGGAUGGAAGCAGCAGCGGCGAGCUGCCGCCCAAGCAGCCGAGCUACUGCUACAAACUCAGAACCUUGUACAGUAAGCAGCCCUGCAGGCAGGCCUCGGGCCCCGACCCCGCAUGCCCAGGGGAGCCUCCGCUCCCACUCCCUGCGGCCCCAGACCACCCGCCUCGGGCCCCCAGCCAGGCCAAGUGCAGCCUGGACCCUCCCAAGCACCCGCCCUCCCACUUCGUGGCCCGGCCUCCAAGCCCUGCGGCCCUGGGCUCAGAGCCCCCCAAACCCAUGCGGCUCAAGAAGGCCGUGCACCUGAAAGCACUAAGCAUCCUCAAGUCCCAGCAACCGGCGGAGCCGCCCGCCUCCGAGCCCGUGGCCCAGAGGACGGGCUCUGCUCACGGAGGCCCGCGGUCACGCGCGGGCAGCCCUGGUCCCCUGGACAACGAGCACGAGGAGCUGGCCAGCCCGGAGAACUCGGGCUGGAGAGCGGGCGGCCCCGCCGACCUGCAAGACCCGUCGCAGGCCCUGCAGCCGCAGAGACAAUACGCCUGCGAGUUGUGCAGGAAACCCUUUAAACACCCAAGCAACCUGGAGCUUCACAAGCGCUCUCACACAGGUGAGAAACCCUUUGAAUGUCACGUCUGUGGGAGGCACUUCUCUCAGGCGGGAAACUUGCAGACGCACCUCCGCCGGCACUCCGGGGAGAAGCCGUACAUCUGCGAGGUCUGUGGCAAGAGGUUCGCCGCCUCUGGGGACGUGCAGCGGCACAUCAUCAUCCACUCCGGAGAAAAGCCGCACCUGUGUGACAUCUGCGGCCGAGGCUUCAGCAACUUCAGCAACCUGAAGGAGCACAAGAAGACGCACACGGCCGACGAGCUCUUCACCUGCGACGAGUGCGGCAAGUCGUUCAACAUGCAGAGGAAGCUGGUGAAGCACCGUGUCCGCCACACGGGCCAGCGCCCCUACAGCUGCGCGGCCUGCGGGAAGAGUUUCGGGGGCUCCGGGGACCUGAGCAGGCACCUGCGCACGCACACGGGCGAGAAGCCCUACACCUGUUCAGACUCCGUGCACGAUUACUUCGCGAUCUAA